GUUUCUGUAUAUCCUGGAAGUUUCAGAGAGACACCCGCAGACUCAUGUGCUUUUAAUCCAUAGCACUGCUGCUACUUGGUCUCUUUCGUAUAUAGAUAUGCUUGGAUAGUUCAAGACUUCAAGCUACUUUCUUUUUUCGUGAAGCUACUUUCUUUUUCGUGAUCUAAGCACUUCACUGUUUUAGAGAGAGAGAGAGAGAGAGAGGCGGGAGGAGGAGAAGAAGAAGAGUCAUAGAUGACAUCCACUACCUCACAGGCCGUGGUGAACCAGCAAGGCUUGUUUGAUCAGAACCAAGAUCAGGCUCCUAUACAGAUGGGUUUGUUUUCUUACCCACCAGAUAACUUGACCUUUUCUUCGCUGGGAUGCCAACAAUCUCUCAAAGCAUUGAGUUCCUUACCUUCUUCACUUGGUUCUGAUUAUCACCAUGCACCUUCAACCAAUCUUUCUGAAACCCUAAUCCCAUCUCUUAAUACUCCUCUAAAGCAUAGAGAGGCUCAUAUCACUUCUGAAUUCGGAGGAUCCCAGCUCCUUUCUUUGCAAAGAUCUAGUGCAAAUCUCUGGGCAUGGGGGGAUCAGGUGAGUGAAUGCCUGAACAGCAAGAGAUCAUCAAACGAUAUCAACGAUCAUCAUCAUGUAGGGCUAGGGGUUUCAGCGUUGAAGAUGAAGAAGAUAAAGGCGAUUAGGAGGAAAGUGAGGGAGCCCAGGUUUUGCUUCAAGACAAUGAGCGAAGUUGAUGUGCUUGAUGAUGGUUACAAGUGGAGGAAGUACGGACAGAAAGUGGUAAAGAACACACAGCAUCCCAGGAGCUAUUAUCGUUGCACCAUGGACAACUGCCGUGUAAAGAAACGAGUAGAAAGAUUAGCUGAGGAUCCGAGGAUGGUGAUUACAACAUACGAAGGGAGACAUGGACAUUCUCCAUCUCAUGAUCUCGAAGAUUCAGAAUCCCCAUCUCACCUAAAUAACUUCUUCUGGUAGACUCAAGUUAAUGCAUGUAUGUGUGAAAUAUUACGUGUCAGUUGAGCUAAUGAAUUUGUGAAGACGUACAUGUGAUCAACGUUGAGCAUUAGGUUUGGCCUGCGCUUUGGUUUUGUGUUUAUUGGCAGUAUCGGAGAUUGAGGAUAAUAACGGUAGAUGGAUAUGGUGCUCCGAUGCCCCUUUUAGUUGGGACUCCAGUCUCCGACCCCUACUGCUGUUUUCGUAAUGAAUAAAAUAAAAUGUAAUUUUGCGCAUGUAUUGGUUGCACUACUGGAGUUUAAACUUGCAGUACAACAUUGUA
Molecule: messenger RNA, 1276 nt
Organism: Argentina anserina (silverweed cinquefoil)
Lineage: Eukaryota; Viridiplantae; Streptophyta; Magnoliopsida; Rosales; Rosaceae
Product: probable WRKY transcription factor 13
Exons: 3
Coding region: 235-975 (246 amino acids)
Biological process (GO): regulation of DNA-templated transcription
Molecular function (GO): sequence-specific DNA binding; DNA-binding transcription factor activity
Source: RefSeq, a predicted model, not a curated record